Felis catus (domestic cat) is the source of this 4272-nucleotide messenger RNA. RefSeq names its product zinc finger protein 77. Bases 1907 to 3913 code for a protein of 668 amino acids. NCBI's taxonomy places the organism in Eukaryota, Metazoa, Chordata, Mammalia, Carnivora, Felidae. The record is from RefSeq and is a predicted model, not a curated record. Gene Ontology annotation, biological process: regulation of transcription by RNA polymerase II. Gene Ontology annotation, molecular function: DNA-binding transcription factor activity, RNA polymerase II-specific; RNA polymerase II transcription regulatory region sequence-specific DNA binding. Gene Ontology annotation, cellular component: nucleus. The transcript is spliced from 5 exons.
CCCUGACCAUCCCCCAGCUUUGAUUUCACUCUUAGUUUGGAAGAGGUUCUCAAGCCUUUGAUACCGGGUGCUUUGACAUUUAGUUGGUUUACAGGCAAAUGGAACUGAGAGUAAGAGCUUUCAUUCUCCCUGUUGAAAAUGAGGAAACAGAUGGCUCCCUCCUUUUUUUCUUAGAGCAUUUUCUUUAGAGAACUUGUGUCUAUAAACCCCUUCGCCUUUGAAAUGUACGCAAACCUCUGUAAAAGCUAAGGAAAGCGUUCGCCUGCUUUACCACCGGGACUCUUUCCUGGGAGCUCACUUUGAAAUGCCAUCAGCCGAAGAGAGAGCGGUCUCUCCGUGGGGGCUUCUCUCACUUGCAAAACUACCGACCCGACCGUCAUAAAGAGAAGCUUGUUUUUCCUUUGCACAAAGCCAAGGAACUAAUACGGACGGUCACCGAGUCACCAGAGUGUGAAAGACGACUCAAUGAAGAAGGUAGCCCUAAAAGAGUCACUCAAAAUACAGUCGGAAGGACAUUCAGGAAGCUGGGACUAGCACGGCCCCUGUUUCAAUUUUCAGAACACCGUGAACUUUUGACUUUUGUCAAUUGCAAUUCCACCUCCUCCUGGAACACUUCCUCCUACUGGGGACCGAAAUAGAGAUCAUGUAAUGCCUGUUAGCCAAGUAGCCAAUCGUGUAUUAGACAGUCAGUUUAAACUCUGCCAGCACCAAUCAUAAUUCUUUCAAAACAACUUAUGUAACCUUGUAUUUUUUUUUGCCUUUAUAAGCCUGCUCUCCUUGUUAGCAUUUCGGAGCACACUUUGUAUUUUGACUCUGGCUCUCCGGAUUGUAAGCCCUAAGACCCCAAAUAAACGCUUUGGGUUGCUUUACAGUCGUGUGGGCUUUUUGGCUGAAAAGAGUAAAAUGCAGGUCUGAGAAUUCCAACAUCCCACCCCUGUGGCUGUGCUGAGGGGUGAGGUUGACUGACCUCAAGUCCCAGAGGGGGACAGGAGAGGAGGCGGGGCCUCCUAGCGUGAAGAAAGGUCACAGGUCAAAACCCAAGGACCCUGGCUCUGCCCUUACUGUUGAGGAUCUUUGUUCUUUUUUAAUAUAUAUAUUUUAAAUGUUUGUUUAUUUUUGAGAGAGAGAGAGACAGAGCUUGAGCAGGGUAGGGAUAGAGAGUGGCACAGAAUCAGAAGCAGGCUCCAGGCUCCGAACUGUCAACACUGAGCCCGACAAGGUACUCGAACUCACGAACAGCCAGAUCAUGACCUGAGCCCAAGUCGGAGGUUGAAUCCACGGAGCCACCCAGGCGCCAGGAGGAUCUUUGUUCUUAAACAAAAGUCACAGAUCCUCUCUUGACCUCGCCCCCGCGCCAACCCUUGACCCUAGGGCUCACCGGCCCCUCCCGUCCGUCCCCUCCUGUCCAAGCUCCCGACAAGGGGCGCUCCGCAGGGAAACUGAGUCAGGAUCUCACGGUCCAGGAGGAAGACGCAGGCAGGAUGGGUGGCCGAGCUGCAGACGCCGGAGGUCCAACCGCAGGGAGCGGUCUCAGCUCUAAGCCCACGCUGGCCAGACACGUGUGUCCGAACGACCUGUCACUCAGGACGCAAGGGGCAGGGCCUGGGAGGAUUGUCCAAUCAGGGGGGGCAGGGGCGGUGCGGAGGCGCGGAGGCACUGUGGGUGGGCAACCGCAGGCCCGGUCUCUGAGGGGGCGGGGUCCGGAAGACGAACCAAUCAGGACGCAUGGUCCCGUAGCGCCGUCCAAUCAGGACGGGGGGCGGGCGCGCUCCAGAGGCGAGUCCCUCGCUGCCCUGCUGCCCUGCGUCGGAGCGCACCUGCCUCGCGCGGCGUCUAGCUCGGUCUCGCGGUCGGUGUCGUACAGCCGCUUGCCUGGACGCCGGGACAGUCCGGAGCGGGCUGCGAGAUGGCCUCUGUGGUCUUUGAGGAUGUGGCUGUGUACUUCACCCCGGAAGAGUGGGCUUUGUUGGAUCGAGGUCAGAGGAAGCUCUACAGAGAUGUGAUGCUGGAGACCUGCAGGAACCUGGCCGCAGUGGAUUGUUGCACUCAAGUUAAAACUUGUGGAUCAAGGACUCAGCUGAAUAUUUUGGAGAAUGAACUACCCAGUGAAGAGAAAAUAGUAAGAUUUACAAGAAAUGAUCCCUGGGCUCUUUUUCGAGAAAACCCGGUGUUUCAUAACAUUGGUGAUCAGUCCCAAUCCCAGGAGAGGCGUUUGAGAAGUCCUUUGGUGGAGAGUGUCUGUGAACGUAUUGAAGGAGAUCAAUGUGGAGAAACCCUGAACCCGAUUACAAGUCUUACUGUGCAUGAGGGGUAUCCCACUGGAGGCAAAUCCUGUGAAUGUGCUAAGUGUAGAGAAGCCUUCGCAGAUGGUUCCUUCCUUGAGAAACUGCGAAGAUCUCACCCAGGACUCAAACCUAGUCCUGGUGAGGAGUGUGGCCCAGCCUGCAGCUCUGUCUCGAGCCUCAGCACUCACGUGGACGCAGACCUUGUAGAGAAACCCUACGAAGGUCAGGACGCUGGGAGAGCAUCUGACACAUACGCGAAGAGUCUCAGUAGUAAAAUAUCUCUAGAGUGCAAGAAAUGUGGAAAAGCUUUCACUUGUACGUCUUCCUUUCAGGGUCAUGUGCGAGGUCCCUGUGGACAGAGUGUCCAUGUGUGUGACGUGUGUGGGAAAACCUUCUUGUAUCACUCCUACCUUACACGUCACGUGAGAACUCACACGGGGGAGAGACCCUAUGAAUGUAUGGAGUGUGGGAAAACCUACAGUUGCCUCUCAUAUUUUCGAGAACACAUGAGAUCACACACUGGAGAGAAACGCUAUGAAUGUAAGGAGUGUGGCAAGACAUUCAAGUACCCUGCAUCCCUGCAGGGACACCUGAUGACGCACACUGGAGAGAGACCUUAUCUGUGUCAGCAGUGUGGGAAAGCCUUCAGUUGUCCCAAAUACUUUCGAAGACACGUGAGAACGCACAGUGGGGUGAAGCCCUAUGAAUGUACGUUAUGCGAGAAAGCCUAUAGUUGUUCCUUAUCCCUCCGGGAGCACGUGAGGACGCACAGCGAAGAGAGGCCCUAUGAGUGUAAGGAGUGUGGGAAGGCUUUCAGACACCCCCGAUACUUCCAGAGGCACGUGAGGAUGCACAGUGGGGUGAAACCCUAUGUGUGUAAGGAGUGUGGGAAAGCGUACAGUAGUUCCACGUCGCUUCAGGAACACGUGAGGUCGCACACGGGGGAGAGACCCUUUGAAUGCCAGCAGUGUGGGAAAGCCUUCACGCGUCACUCCUCCCUCCAAGGUCACGUGAGAGCACACAGUUUGGAGAAACGUUACGAGUGUACGCAGUGCGGGAAGGCCUUCCGUUGGUCCUCGUCCUUGCAGAAGCACGUGAGAACGCACCGUGAAGAGAAGCCCUACGAGUGCCAGCAGUGCGGCAAAGCCUUCUGGUAUCCCGCGAACCUGCGGGCGCACGUCAAGACCCACACGGAGGAGAGACCUUACGAGUGUCCGCACUGUGGGAAAGCCUUCAGUUGUCACUCCUCCCUGCAAGUACAUGCGAGAAAGCACAACGGAGUGAAACCCUACGAGUGUAAGGAGUGUGGGAAGGCCUUCUGGUAUCCCGUGAACCUGCGCGCUCAUGUGAGGACGCACACGGGAGAGAGACCUUACGAGUGCCAGCAGUGUGGCAAGGCCUACAGGUGUCCCGCAAACCUGCGGGUCCACGUGAGGACGCACACGGGGGAGAGACCCUACGAAUGCCAGCAGUGCGGGAAGGCCUUCAGGUAUCCCGCAAACCUGCGGGCGCACGUGAGGACACACACCGGGGAGAGACCCUACGAAUGUCCGCACUGUGGGAAGGCCUUCAGGUACCCCACAAACCUGCGGGCACAUGUGAAGAUGCACACCGGGGAGAAACCCUGAAUACACAAUCACGCUGUUUUCCCUCAUAUCUUAUUGUAAGUCCAGUCAGACACACGGGCAAGAAACGUGAUGUAUGAGUGUAAAGAAUGUUGGAGAACCUUCAGGCAUAGCACCUCAUUUAUUUUGUACAUAAAACGUCAGGGCUGGACGGCAGUUUUUGUUAUAAAUUUUCUUGUGCCUCAGAAGUGCCUCAUCUGUAAUAGGGAUCUCUGUUGUAUUUAUUUCCACUGCAUGCUGCUGAUAUGAACACCCAAGAUAAAACAUUCCUGAACAUCCCCAGUUUCUGUAUGAAAUAUAUUUUGCUAUCUCAGACAUGAAAAGACUGUACAGUUCUAUAAAAUGUGUCUCAUUUCCACGAA